Trachymyrmex cornetzi is the source of this 1251-nucleotide messenger RNA. Its product is annotated as L-threonine dehydratase catabolic TdcB-like. Bases 1 to 1251 code for a protein of 416 amino acids. NCBI's taxonomy places the organism in Eukaryota, Metazoa, Arthropoda, Insecta, Hymenoptera, Formicidae. The record is from RefSeq and is a predicted model, not a curated record. Gene Ontology annotation, biological process: L-threonine catabolic process; L-serine catabolic process. Gene Ontology annotation, molecular function: L-serine ammonia-lyase activity; threonine deaminase activity. The transcript has 5 exons.
AUGUCCCCGUCGCCGAAGAAAAAAAAGCAGGAGAAAACAGCAAUGCAAUCGACGGAGAUACCAAUGCAAUCGACGGAGACAACAGUGCAACCGACGGAAACAGCAAUGCAAUCGACGGAGACAGCAAUGCAACCGAUGGAAACAGGCGCAAUGCAAUCGAUGGAGACAGCAAUGCAACUGAUGGAAACAGCAAUGCAAUCGAUGGGAAUACCAAUGCAACCGAUGAAAACAACAAUACACUCGAUGAAGAAAUCAAAUGCGUGGAGAUUUUCUUAUACUGUGGCCCGCACGUUGAACCGGCUAGGCUUUAAUCUCACAUGGAACGUAAUUGAAAAGGGAUGUAACAAAUCAGGGCCCGGGAAAGAAUAUGAAAUUUCAUGUGUCACAAUCCAACAGGCGGCGUCUUUUCUAAAGAAAUAUAUUUUGGAAACACCUUGCUCUCAGAGCGAACGCUUACUCAACAGCAGUGGUUUCAAUAUUUACCUCAAGAAAGAACUUUAUCAAUUUACCGAUAGUAUUAAAGCACGCGGCGUGAUUUACAGUUUGCUACACCUAUCAGAAGUGCAGAGAUGCAGAGGUGUCAUAACAAUCUCAUCGGGCAGCUUUGCAUUUAUUCUUUGUUAUUAUGCAGAUAAAUAUCGUAUACCGGUGACGGUGGUGCUGCCGACAACAACGAUAGACGAAAAGAUUAUGAUGUGUCAAUCGUAUCCAUUAUCACGAGUACUUGUCAAGGGUAAUAACUUUCUAGAAGCUCACCGCACGGCUUUAGAUAUCGCCAUGAGGGAAGACUUAUUUUAUUUUGAUGGGAACGAUCAUCCAAACAUGAUUAUUGGUCAAGCCACUUUGGGCAUAGAAAUCAUGAAGCAACAAAGUAAUGUUGAUGUGGUACUUUUGCCGACGACAAUUGAAGGUUGCGGAUUAACAACAGCUAUUGCAAUAGCUAUUAAAGGGUGCAAUUCAAAAAUAACAGUUAUUGAAGUUCGUGGUACAAGUUCUGAUUUAUUCCAUGCGGUGAAAAAACAAACGGAUUCAUCUAAAGAAUUGAAUAUUCCUACGAAAGAGUAUAUAGCAUGUCCUUUAAGAAACAUGCCGCAUUGCGUGAUCGACAGGUUUAUUUCGGUAACUCCAGAGUUGAUUGAUUCUGCAUCCAUACAUCUACACAAGUCUGAAAGUUACUACGAUUGUUAUGGAGCAAUUGCUUUGGCUGCAAUUUUAUCUGGUCAGCUUAACGAUCUACAGGGAAAAAGGUGA